Molecule: messenger RNA, 7231 nt
Organism: Myodes glareolus (Bank vole)
Lineage: Eukaryota; Metazoa; Chordata; Mammalia; Rodentia; Cricetidae
Gene: Atp11a
Product: ATPase phospholipid transporting 11A
Biological process (GO): phospholipid translocation
Cellular component (GO): endoplasmic reticulum; plasma membrane; recycling endosome
Molecular function (GO): magnesium ion binding; ATP hydrolysis activity; ATP binding
Source: RefSeq, a predicted model, not a curated record
GCCCGGAGUGGCAACCAUGGACUGCAGCCUACUGAGGACGCUCGUGCGCAGAUACUGUGCAGGAGAAGAGAACUGGGUGGACAGUCGGACCAUCUACGUGGGACACAAGGAGCCCCCUCCGGGGGCAGAGGCCUACAUUCCACAGAGAUACCCCGACAACAGGAUCGUCUCCUCCAAGUACACGUUUUGGAACUUCAUACCCAAGAACCUAUUUGAACAGUUCAGAAGAAUAGCCAACUUUUAUUUUCUCAUCAUCUUCCUGGUGCAGUUGAUCAUCGACACACCCACAAGUCCGGUGACAAGCGGGCUCCCUCUCUUCUUCGUCAUCACUGUUACAGCCAUCAAGCAGGGUUAUGAAGACUGGCUUCGCCACAAGGCAGACAAUGCCAUGAACCAGUGUCCUGUGCACUUCAUUCAGCAUGGCAAGCUGGUCCGGAAGCAGAGUCGGAAGCUGAGAGUUGGGGACAUUGUCAUGGUGAAGGAAGAUGAGACCUUUCCCUGUGACCUGAUCUUUCUCUCCAGCAACCGGGCAGAUGGGACCUGCCAUGUCACCACCGCCAGCUUAGAUGGAGAGUCGAGCCAUAAAACUCACUACGCUGUGCAGGACACCAAGGGCUUCCACACAGAGGAGGAUGUGGACGGAUUGCAUGCCACUAUCGAGUGUGAACAGCCACAGCCCGACCUCUACAAGUUUGUGGGGCGCAUCAAUGUUUACAACGACCUGAACGACCCUGUGGUGAGGCCGUUAGGAUCAGAAAACCUGCUUCUCAGAGGCGCCACACUCAAAAACACAGAGAAGAUCUUUGGUGUGGCUAUCUACACAGGCAUGGAGACCAAGAUGGCUCUGAACUAUCAGUCCAAGUCCCAAAAGAGAUCUGCUGUGGAAAAGUCAAUGAAUACAUUCCUGAUCGUGUACCUCUGCAUCCUGGUGAGCAAGGCCCUGAUCAACACAGUGUUGAAGUAUGUGUGGCAGAGUGAGCCCUUCCGAGAUGAGCCAUGGUACAACCAGAAGACUGAGUCCGAGCGUCAGAGGAAUCUGUUUCUCAGGGCCUUCACUGAUUUCCUGGCCUUCAUGGUCCUCUUCAACUACAUCAUCCCGGUGUCCAUGUAUGUCACAGUGGAGAUGCAGAAGUUCCUUGGCUCCUACUUCAUCACCUGGGAUGAAGACAUGUUUGAUGAGGAGAUGGGGGAAGGGCCUCUGGUUAACACGUCUGAUCUAAACGAGGAGUUGGGACAGGUGGAGUACAUCUUCACAGACAAGACGGGCACCCUUACGGAGAACAACAUGGCCUUCAAGGAGUGCUGCAUCGAGGGCCACGUCUACGUACCUCAUGUCAUCUGCAAUGGGCAGGUCCUUCCCGACUCUUCUGGCAUCGAUAUGAUUGAUUCUUCCCCAGGUGUCAGUGGAAGGGAGCGGGAGGAGCUGUUUUUCAGGGCUCUCUGCCUGUGCCACACCGUCCAGGUGAAGGAUGACGAUCCUGGGGACGAUGUCGAUGGUCCCCAGAAAUCUCCAGACUCAAAGUCCUGUGUGUAUAUAUCGUCCUCGCCUGAUGAGGUUGCCCUGGUUGAAGGUGUGCAGAGGCUUGGUUUCACGUACCUGAGACUGAAGGACAACUACAUGGAAAUACUGAACAGGGAGAAUGACAUCGAGAGAUUUGAAUUGCUGGAAGUCCUCAGUUUCGACUCUGUGCGGAGAAGAAUGAGUGUGAUCGUAAAAUCUGCCACAGGAGAAAUUUACUUGUUUUGCAAAGGAGCAGAUUCUUCAAUUUUUCCCCGGAUCAUAGAAGGCAAAGUGGACCAGGUCCGGUCCAGAGUCGAGCGCAAUGCAGUGGAGGGUCUGCGGACCCUGUGUGUUGCCUACAAGCGGCUUGAGCCAGAAGUAUAUGAGGAUGUUUGCAGACUGCUGCAGACCGCCAAGGUGGCGCUUCAAGAUCGGGAGAAGAAGUUAGCAGAAGCCUACGAGCAGAUCGAGAAGGACCUGAUUCUGCUUGGUGCUACAGCUGUCGAGGACCGGCUCCAGGAGAAAGCCGCGGACACAAUCGAAGCCCUGCAGAAGGCGGGCAUCAAGGUCUGGGUGCUCACUGGAGACAAGAUGGAGACGGCCUCAGCCACCUGCUAUGCCUGCAAGCUGUUCCGCAGGAGCACACAGCUGCUGGAGCUGACCACCAAGAGGCUGGAGGAGCAGAGCCUGCACGAUGUCCUCUUCGAGCUGAGCAAGACAGUCCUGCGCUGCAGCGGAAGCAUGACCAGAGACUCCUUCUCGGGACUUUCGACAGAUAUGCAUGACUAUGGUUUAAUCAUCGACGGAGCUGCGCUGUCCUUGAUAAUGAAGCCCCGGGAGGAUGGGAGCUCCUCGGGCAACUACAGAGAACUCUUCCUGGAGAUCUGCAGGAACUGCAGUGCCGUGCUGUGCUGCCGGAUGGCCCCCUUGCAGAAGGCGCAGAUUGUUAAGUUAAUCAAAUUUUCAAAGGAGCACCCUAUCACCUUAGCAAUUGGUGAUGGUGCCAAUGAUGUCAGCAUGAUCCUGGAGGCCCACGUGGGCAUAGGCGUCAUUGGGAAGGAGGGUCGCCAAGCUGCAAGGAACAGUGACUACGCAAUACCCAGGUUUAAGCACUUGAAGAAGAUGCUUCUUGUCCAUGGGCACUUGUAUUACAUCAGGAUAUCAGAACUUGUGCAGUACUUCUUUUACAAGAAUGUCUGCUUCAUUUUCCCUCAGUUUUUGUACCAGUUCUUCUGCGGAUUUUCACAGCAGACUUUGUACGAUACUGCGUAUCUGACUCUCUACAACAUCAGCUUCACCUCCCUCCCGAUUCUCCUGUACAGCCUCAUGGAGCAGCACGUGGGCAUUGACGUGCUCAAGAGAGACCCAUCCCUCUACAGAGAUAUCGCCAAGAACGCGCUGCUCCGCUGGCGGGUGUUCAUUUACUGGACAUUUCUCGGCGUAUUUGACGCUUUGGUAUUUUUCUUUGGUGCUUAUUUCAUGUUUGAAAACACAACCGUGACCAGCAAUGGACAGAUGUUUGGGAACUGGACCUUCGGGACACUGGUGUUCACCGUGAUGGUGAUCACUGUCACACUGAAGCUCGCGCUGGACACGCAUUACUGGACUUGGAUAAACCACUUUGUCAUCUGGGGGUCACUGCUCUUCUACAUCGUCUUCUCCCUGCUCUGGGGAGGGAUUAUCUGGCCAUUCCUCAGUUAUCAGCGGAUGUACUACGUGUUCCUACACAUGCUGUCCAGCGGGCCUGCCUGGCUGGGCAUCACACUGCUUGUCACUGUCAGCCUCCUCCCUGAUGUCCUCAAGAAGGUCCUGUGCAGGCAGCUGUGGCCCACGGCGACGGAGAGGACUCAGAACAUCCAACUGCGGGACAGCGUUUCAGAAUUCACCCCUCUGACCUCUUUGAAGAGCUGGGGUACUCAGGGCGCCAGACCCGUGGCUCCCCAGUGCAGCUCCCCGUCUGGGAGAGUAGUGUGCUCGAAGUGGGAGGGCGAAGAGUACGCUGUGCUCCCUCCCCACCCAGGCCUUUCCCACAACACGAGGUAUGGGUGCUGCGGGUCCAGCCUGGAAAUGCCCACUUGAUGGACAGACAGCCUUCUGUCCCAGCCUCUGAGCGCUGUGUCUUUGGGUGCCUGUGUGUGCCUGUACCUGCCCCACCCCUCAUUCUCAAGAAGGUGGGGGUGGGGUCACAGGUCACCCCCUCAGGCACAGCACACUGCAAUCUGGACCGUGUGAGACAAGCAUUGUCCUAGGCCUGGUGACCGUACAGACAGUUGGGCUGUGGAGAAGGACAUGAUGCUUGCCUUCACCUUAAGCAUUGCAGCUAUGAACCAGGCCUGAGUAUCCACCCUCUGCUGUCAUCCUCUGCUGCACUGGAGGAGAAGACCCCGUCCUUUGUCUGCAGAUUGUACAUUCUGCACACGGGCUUGGCUCGUGCUGCAUCCUGGUGUUCUGACCACGUGUUUCCUGAAGUGGCCGUACCAGACACUACGUGGUCUGCGUCUCCCGGACCCGUGGCCUUGCUGUGCUCACAGUCACUGUCCCUCACGAGCCAUUUCCCUGGAUCAUGUCUGAGUCUGUUUGAUAAGGAGAUGCUGACCCUGCACAUUGGAGCUUUGAAAGGUGUCAGUGUCUCCUUCCCGCCACCGGCUGCCUGUGGAAGAUGACAUUUAUGUAUAUGGAUAAGUCACACUGUUAAAACCAGGUCUCUCAGGAGUGUCAUGAUAUCCACUACAUCCCAGAAUGAUGUUAGUUUAUCUUACUGGAAAACAUUUGUUUCAGGGGUGCUGGGAAAGGUGGGGGUUUGGGGCACCCGGGCAGAUAUUUAUCUCACCCAGAGGUGAGUCCCAUACCCAGAGCUGUCUGGGCCGGUGUGGACUCGCCCAUCCUAGUCUGCUCAGCCUGCCUCCCACUGGUGCCACACAGAUCCCAUCCAGGGCUUUCCCUGGCGUGGACAGGCCACUGUGCUGUGAAUCCUGCUGCUUCCUGCGCUGGAGGUUCUGUUUCUAGUGGAGCAUCCGACAGGGCUGCAACAGGCCUCACAGAGGGAAGAUGCUGCAGAAAGUGCCAGCCUGAACCUGGGAGAAAGCCAUCCCCAUCCCCGUGGAGUGCUGUGGUGGACCUGGGGCCAUCAUGAGGGUCACGGGCACUCGAGAGCCUGCAACCUGGGAAGCACAAAUUUUGUAACACAGUUAUACAAAGUUUCCCUCCAAACAGUGUGCUUGAGCUGGGGGAGCAACCAACAGAGCAAUUACUGGACCUGGCAGCUGGAGGGUCGGAUGAACGCAAACACCACACACCAAAGAUGGGGGGAUGACCUUGUGCUGUGAACAGACAGAAGAAUGCACAGCCCCACUCGGCUGUCCCUGGCUUCAUACAUCCUCAUGCCCGUUCACCCAGCUGCGUCGCCAUGUGUCAGCCCAGGAUUGGAGCCCCAGUCCACACUAGCCCUUAAGUAGUGGUGUGUGCAUUUUUACAGCCCUUUUUAAGAACCCCAAACAGGUACAAGUAUAAAUACCUGUGGGGAGGGGCAGAUUCUCUGUAUGUUUAGUUAACAAAUUAUUUGUAAUGUAUUUUUUUAGGGAUCUUAAAAUUGCCUUUGCACUGAAGUAUUUUCAUAGCUGUUUCUAGGUCUCUUCAUUUGUUGGUGUAUCUUCUGAUUUUUAAGUAUGUUUUUAAAGCUUUCACUUUUUAAGUUUUGUUUUUGGCCACUUUAAAUGCUGGUGAGCGUUCCGACUGAAUGUUUCCAUGUCUGAUGGGUGAGCCUCCUGGUUCCCCUCUGUGCCUCUCUGUUCCAUGGUGUUUCUGGAGAGCGACCUGCUGAAGGCAUGCUGAGGGUGUAACCAUUCUCUCUUCUUGGUUUGUCACCAUUCUUUGAAUUUUCAUGUUUUCUGUUUUGUUUUUUAUUUCCAUCCUUCAGCCUUAAACACAGAAUAUUCUUCCUGCAGGCUCUAUGUUCUGCAACCCAGUCUCGGUGUGAGGACACUCUCUCGCACCGCCCCCCCUCCAUAGCCUAAGUUUACAUAGGAACACCCCAGACUUUAUGCACACUCCAGUGUCUUUUAAAAUUGUGCUUAGGAAAUUACCACGUGAAGGUGCCUAAGAAUUUGAAAUAGAUGAGGGCACCGGUGAAAUGCAGAAACGAGACCGAAUGUGAGUGCAGAAGAUGUUCCACCCCACCUCACAGCGGCUGCUUCUUACUUUCCUUACAGCCAGUAACUUUAACUCAAAUGAAGCAUUUUCUUAAUUGCAUUGCACAUGUAACAUAUGUUGGCCAGAAUUCAUGGUUCUGUCGCCUGCAAGCAGUUCAUCUCAUGUAUGUACCGGGAGCCCUGGCUUCAUAUGUGUUCUCUUACUUUCUGCCCCACACACUUCAUGACCAUUUACAAGCUAUAUAAACAUGUAUGCAUAUGUGCACAUACACACAAGCACACGUGCAUUUUCUUUCCAGCCACCAUUCUGAUAGCCCUGUGCAGAGAUUUUGCCCUCUGCAGCCAUCAGGCUACACACACGCACACACACACACACACACGCACACACCAUCACACACACACCAUCAGGCUCCUUUCACUCACACAACAUCAGGCUCCUUUCGGUUGGGCUCCUUACAUUCACACACACACACACACACACACACACACACACACACCUCGGAAGGGUGCUUGGGCUGUGGGUGACAUAGCAGUGCUGGACUGAGCUGAGCUCUCCCUUUUCAGGGAAGUAUGCCUCUCAGGCAGGACCUCCCUCUGCUCCCUCAGCCCAGCAAGCAGGAUCCAGGCUAACCAAUGCAAAGCCGCAUGCCACCCUGAGUGCAGGUGUCUACCCCCUUGCCAUUAUACUAGCUAGGAAAAUGUCCCUAAAUCCCAGCUAUCCAUUCCUGAGUACAAGCAGACCAAAGGCCCCGCCCAGGGAGCUCCUGGAUGGGAGGAGGCUCUGAAGGCUGAGGUAGCAAAGUCCUGGGGGUGACACAGCCAGGACUGGAACCAUGGGGUGACUUUAAGUGUCUUUCCUGAGGGCAUUUCCUAAGAUCGGCUGCUGGCACCCAGGUCCCUGGGCAUCAGCCAAGUGUCUGGUGGUCUGGAGAAAGCUCCAGCCUGGGCCUCUGAACCCUCAAGCUCAAGGUCUAUCUGCACUGACUGGUACUGGACUCAGCCAACCACAUUUAUUUCAUCUUAAUGUAAUUCAUCGGCAAUGCCACAGAACAGCAGGCCCUUGUGUUCUACAUUUCUUUUUGGAAAUUUCCCACAUAUGACUGUAAAAACAGGGAAAAAGUCACUUGGCGAAUGCAAUCCUUUGUGUGAAGAGCCAGAAGACGGGUGAGUAGACAGAGCGGCUCUGAUGCUGCUGUCUGAACAAAGCUUUAGUGAGGAGGUGUGUGUCGGAAGUGUUACAAAAGUGAGCUUCUAAUUUUGCAGAAAAAGUCUAUCAAUUUAUAUAGCUUUAUUUUUUACCUUAUCAAGAGAUACAGAAUUUUAAUAUGCAUAUAUUGUCUUAAAUCAUGUGUGUCUGCAUUACCACUUAAAAUGUCCAUCUACAAUGUAAUGUAUGAAUAAGAGAGAAUCAAAGAGUAUUUAACAUGAAUGGUUAUCUGUAGCUGUCAUCGUCAUAAGUACCGGGAUUUAUUUUAAAUUAUCAAAUAUAGUAAAUACAUUAAUCAUGUCAUUCUCCAACACUAAUGUUUAACUGGUAGCCCAAUAACCUGCUUUGAAAAAUUAAAUUGUGAAAUAAACCAGA